AUGUACGGUAACCGACUCUCCCGCGAGUUCACUACGGGUUUGAAAGAUUUCCUCGUAGUGGCUAAUGCGAACAAGCAGAAGGGUUUUGUUAUCUGUCCAUGUGUUGACUGUAAGAAUCAGAAGGGUUACUCUUCCUCAAGAGAAGUUCACCUGCACCUGCUUCGGCACGGUUUCAUGCCAAGCUAUAAUUGUUGGACCAAGCAUGGAGAAAGAGGGGUUAUAAUGGAAGAAGAUGAAGAAGGGGAUGAUUUCAUCGAUGAAAGCUAUCUUGCUCAUUUCGGUGAUACUUUCAUGGAGGAUGCUGAAGGUGAAGGGGAAGGUGAAGGGGAAGGUGAAGGUGAAGAAGAGGCACGUGAUGAGACCGUUGAUGAUCUUGGUCGGACCAUUGCUGAUGCACGGAGACGCUGCGAAACUGAAAAGGAGAGGGAGAAUUUGGAUCGCAUGUUAGAGGAUCACAUAAAGUCGUUGUACCCCGGAUGCGAUGAUGGUCUGAAAAAGCUGGGCUGCACACUGGAUUUGCUGAAAUGGAAGGCACAGGCAGGUGUAGCUGACUCGGCAUUUGAAAACUUGCUGAAAAUGUUGAAGAAUAUGUUUCCAAAGAAUAACGAGUUGCCCGCCAGUACGUACGAAGCAAAGAAGGUUGUCUGCCCUCUAGGUUUAGAGGUUCUGAAGAUACAUGCAUGCAUCAACGACUGCAUCCUCUACCGCGGUGAAUACGAGAAUUUGAAUGAAUGCCCGGUAUGCACUGCAUUGCGUUAUAAGAUCAGAGGCGAUGACCCUGGUGACGAUGUUGAGGGCGAGAAACCCAGGAAGAGGGUUCCCGCCAAGGUGAUGUGGUAUGCUCCUAUAAUACCACGGUUGAAACGUCUGUUCAGGAACAAAGAGCAUGCCAAGUUGUUGCGAUGGCACAAAGAGGACCGUAAGUCGGACGGGGAGUUGAGACACACCGCAGAUGGAACGCAAUGGAGAAAGAUCGACAGAGAGUUCAAAGAUUUUGCAGCUGACGCAAGGAACAUAAGAUUUGGUCUAAGUACAGAUGGCAUGAAUCCUUUUGGUCCGAAGCAACCCGGCAACGACAUCGAUGUGUACCUAAGGCCAUUAGUUGAUGAACUUUUACAGCUGUGGGGCAGACCUGGUGUCCGUGUGUGGGAUGAGCACAAAGAAGAGGAAUUUGACCUACGAGCGUUGCUUUUCGUAACCAUCAACGAUUGGCCUGCUCUUAGUAACCUUUCGGGACUGUCAAAUAAGGGAUACAAUGCAUGCACGCACUGCUUACAUGAGACUGAAAGUGUACAUUUGCCAAAUUGUAAGAAGAACGUGUACCUUGGGCAUCGUCGAUUUCUUCCGAAAAUUCAUCCAGUAAGAAAGAAAGGCAAGCAUUACAACGGCAAGGCAGAUCACCGGCCGAAGCCUGCGGAACACACUGGUGCUGAGGUAUUUGAUAUGGUCAAGGAUUUGAAAGUCAUCUUUGGAAAGGGUCCUGGCGGACAAUCAGUUCCGAAGGGAGCUGACGGGCACGCAGCCAUGUGGAAGAAGAAAUCUAUAUUCUGGGAGCUAGAAUAUUGGAAAGUCCUAGAAGUCCGCUCUGCAAUCGACGUGAUGCACGUUACGAAGAAUAUUUGCGUGAACCUCCUAAGUCGUGCCAGCUACGCUCUGACCAAAGAAGAGAAGGUCAUCUUUUUUGAAUGCCUGAGCAGUAUGAAGGUCCCGUCUGGAUUCUCGUCCAAUAAAAAGGGAAUAAUAAACAUGGCGGAGAAAAAGUUCCAAAACCUGAAGUCUCACGACUGCCACGUGAUUAUGACGCAAUUGCUUCCGAUUGCUUUGAGGGGGCUCCUGCCGGAAAAUGUUCGAGUAGCCAUUGUGAAGCUAUGUGCAUUCCUCAAUGCAAUCUCUCAGAAGGUAAUCAAUCCAGAAGUUCUACCACAGUUACAGAACGAUGUGAUCCAAUGUCUUGUCAGUUUCGAGUUGGUGUUCCCGCCAUCCUUCUUCAAUAUUAUGACGCACCUCUUGGUUCACCUAGUCGAAGAGAUUUUCAUUCUCGGUCCUGUAUUUCUACACAAUAUGUUCCCCUUCGAGAGGUUCAUGGGAGUAUUAAAGAAAUAUGUUCGUAACCGUGCUAGGCCAGAAGGAAGCAUCGCCAAGGGCUAUGGAAAUGAGGAGGUAAUUGAGUUUUGUGUUGACUUUGUUCCUGACCUUAAGCCGAUUGGUCUUCCUCGAUCGCGGCACGAGGGGAGACUAAGUGGAAAAGGCACGAUCGGAAGGAAAUCAACGAUAUGUAUGGACGGCCAUUCUCUGACUGAAGCACACCACACUGUACUGAACAAUUCCAGCUUGGUGGCUCCGUACUUUGAGAAACACAAGAAUAUUUUACGCUCACCAUCUUCGACUAUAACGACUUUCCAAGGGUACGACAUAAAUGGGAAUACAUUUUACACGAUCGCCCAAGAUAAAAAGAGCACCAACCAAAACAGUGGUGUCCGCUUUGAUGCAGCAACCGAGAAUGGGCAAAAGGUCACAUAUUAUGGUUACAUAGAGGAGAUAUGGAAACUUGACUAUGGACCCUCCUUUAAGGUCCCUUUGUUCCGGUGCAAAUGGUUCAAGCUAACAGGAGGUGGGGUAAAGGUGGACCAGCAAUACGGAAUGACAAUGGUGGAUUUCAACAAUCUUGGUUACCUUGACGAACCAUUCGUCCUAGCGAAAGAUGUCGCUCAGGUUUUCUAUGUGAAGGACAUGAGUAGCAAACCGAGGAAACGGAAAGAUAAGAAAACGAUCAGUACAUCAUGCGAUGAUCCAAAGCGCCACAUUGUUCUUUCAGGGAAAAGAAAUAUCGUGGGAGUGGAGGACAAGACAGACAUGUCAGAAGAUUAUAAUAUGUUUGCUGAAAUUCCGCCCUUCAAAGUGAACACCGACCCAAGCAUUAAGUUAAAUGAUGAGGAUGCUCCAUGG
Messenger RNA from Hordeum vulgare subsp. vulgare (domesticated barley), 2946 nucleotides. RefSeq lists its product as uncharacterized. The transcript is spliced from 4 exons. The annotation marks the transcript as partial. The record is from RefSeq and is a predicted model, not a curated record. Lineage: Eukaryota; Viridiplantae; Streptophyta; Magnoliopsida; Poales; Poaceae.